ACACAUUUCAUUAGGAGGACGAGGAGACUGUCGUCUGUAUACGGGUGCAACACGAUAUAGCGCUUUGCAAUGUCCGACAUUUUGCCUUUUGGCUAGAAGUUUAGUAAACAACAUUUCGACACGGAUUAACUUUCUUUCUGAAACAAUAACUAGAUCUGUUUGAAACACCAGGCCCGUCAGUCACCCGGUGAAAUACUUGUGUUUCUACAUCUGAAAGGGAUUAUGGACCACUGUCUCAGACCAGAUGUCAAUUUCCACAACCUCAAAGACCUGCAAUAUGGAGCUUGUCAUGACAGCGGAUACCUGGACAGUGGCUACAGCUCUAAGAUCGAGAGCGGAGAGGAUUUUGACCUCUCAAAAAGUUUUUUAUCUUCUGACGGUUUUCACGAAACGCCUAAAGAGAACGUUUCACGGAAAUGCGAACCUCUGUCACCCAGAAAGAACAGACGACAAGCGGGCGUCAGAAGUCCGCAGAGAGACACCUUGAAGGAGCAGCCGUUAAAGAACGGCUGGUGUGAAACUCCUAAAGGGUCCAGGAGAGAGCCGUUGCUGAGAAGACGUCUCCUCGUGUCUAAAACCGCAGACGAUACAGAAACGCCACGCACUAAAAGGACUGACUCGUCAUCCAACGUGGGCACCGAACACGGCUCAAACAUGGUCUUUAACUCACCGGGUGCCUUCACCAUUGGAGCUUUGGCUUCAAGCACUCUAAAACCAGAAGACGUGCUUCUGUCCGGCAGGAAACUGCGCCUCCUCUUCUCUCUUGCAAAAACCUCAACACUCGAAGACGGUAAAUGCAACAUGGCCAACGUCAAUCUCUUUGAGAGUAAGGCCUCUGCUACGUCGCUCUCCGAUGUAGACCUGGAAGAGAGCGUCGGUCCCUCAGACCUCCUUACCACGGAGAUGCUGGAGACCCCACGCUAUAGCAGAUUAACACCCUCGGCCAAAGGCAACUUCCAGACUCCGGUCAACAACGAUGACGUAGCGGCUAACCUCUCGGACAGCCUGAGUGUCCUGAGCACCCCUACUCCUAAAUACCACUUUGACACCCCUUCCUCUACCCCUACUCGUAAACACUACGACCGCUCUGUGUCUGAGGACAGCGGCUUCAGCUCCUUGGCUCUGGAUAAAUCCCAGGACUCCACGGUAGACAAUGAUGGUUCCUUCCAGGAGCUGCUGCUGUUGUCGUCGGGUAGCUCCAAGUGCAAGGAGACCCCCAGCAGGCUGGCUGAGAUGAUGAUGAUGAAGAGGAGGUCCAGACUGGAGCGCCAACGUCGCCUCUCCACUCUGCGAGAGGGGGGUUCCCAAUCUGAGGGGGACCGGGACGUGAGGAACCUGGCAGCCCACAGAACUCAUCGCAGAGAGAAGAAGAACCUCGUAUCCCAGGAACAUCUGGAGCGCAGCUUCUUCAAGGAGGAUGACGACGACAGUGACGUCUUCCCGGAUGUGACGCCGCCGAAAACAACAACAACAAUAACCACCGCUAAGCUAGAGGACCUGUCCUUCACGCCGGCCCUGCAGAUGGUCCGGGCCCUGUCCCAGAGGACAUCCAGGAUGUUGCUGGAACGCCCCAGUCUGGAGGAACUGCUGAGGGUCUCGGAGAAGGAGGCCUUCAGGACCACCAUGCCCCUGGCUGGACUGAUUGGCAGGAAGAUGGGCCUGGGGAAGGUAGACAUCUUUACCGAGCUGAAGAGGAAGAAUCUCAGACACAUCCUGGCGAAGAUUCUCAAUCAGCUGUCCUCUGAAGAUGUCUACAGGGUCGGUCAGGUGUCCCGGAGCUGGGAUGAGGUCAUAGUUCAGAACAAGAUGUCCAGCCGCAGGAGGCGACACUACCUGACGGACGUCAAGGCCUCUCUGGAGCUUGGCAGUGCAGUCCAUGUCCCUGAUGCAGAGACCAGGUUGACCCUGCCGAGCCGGUCUGUCCUGAAGUCAGUCCAGGCCCAGGCCAGGACCCCCAGUACCAGCAUCCGUGGUACCCCCCAGUCAGGAACGGGCACUUCAACCCCCGUCCAGCACAACUCCGCCAGCAAACAGGACCUGUUCAUACAGGUGGCCAAAACCCUCUUCACGGACGAAAGUCUGAAGCCCUGCCCUCGGUGCCGGCACCCUGCUAGGUGUCACUCGGGGAAGAUGGAGGCCGUGUGUAGCAGCGCUGACUGUGGAUUCUGGUUCUGUACCGGCUGCCUUUGUGCCUUCCACGGAUCCAAAGAAUGCGCUAGCCUGUCGGCCAAGAGACGUAGCGAGAAGGACGUUCUUCCCGGGAGCGCUCGGAGCAAACGCAAUGUCAGGAGAUUGUGAAUGUGGUUUUUUUAUUUUUAUUAUGUGUAGUUGUUUUGCAAUUAUUUGUAUUUCCUGUCCCCUCUUUUAAAACAUUUGUUUAGCUUGGAUAUGUUUUUAAUUAUGGGUCGGAGAGGAGCCGAGACAGGAGAAUCAAUCAGAGAUGAAAUGGCUGCUGAAUGCUGGGCUCCUCCAUCGAUGUACCAGAACGUUGUUUUCUCUCAACUGAAUUUCCAUGGUUUUAUAUGAAUGUUUCUGUACAUUGUCUACAUUUGCACAUUUAUUUUAAUAAAGUUGUACUUUUUUACAUAUUUUAUUUGACGUUGUCUCAUAGGCAUGUGAACAGGGACAAAUAGUACUACCCCGGCUCCGACGCUUGUCUUGUGUGGCAGGGCUUGCGGACAACAAAGGGAAGCCCAGCCGCGAGCUGCCCAGUGACACGAGCCUAAACCAGACGAGCUAAAUCACUUCGAGGCAAGCAACACUGAGGCAUGCAUGAGAGCAUCAGCUGUUCCGGACGACUGUGUGAUCACGCUCUCCGUAGUCGACGUGAGUAAGACCUUUAAACAGGUUAACAUACCCAAGGCUGCGGGGCCAGACGGAUUACCAGGAAGUGUGCUCCGGGUGUGUGCUGACCAACUGGCAGGUGUCUUCACUGACAUUUUCAACAUGUCCCUGAUUGAGUCUGUAAUACCAACACUCUUCAUGCAGACCACCAUAGUCCCUGUGCCCAAGAACACUAAGGCCACCUGCCUAAAUGCCUUCUGACCCGUAAGCACUCACACCUGUAGCCAUGAAGUGCUUUGAAAGGCUGGUCAUGGCUCACAUCAACAGCAUCCUCUCAGACACCCUAGACCCACUCCAAGUCACAUACCGCCCCAACAGAUCCACAGAUGAUAUUGUUAUCCACACUGCCCUUUACCACCUGGACAAAAGGAACACCUAUGUGAGAAUGCUGUUCGUUGACUGCAGCUCAGCAUUCAACACCAUAGUAACCUCAAAGCUCAUCAAUAAGCUAAGGAUCCUGGGACUAAACACCUCCCUCUGCAACUGGAUCCUGGACUUCCUGAUGGGUCGCCCCCAGGUGGUGAGGGGAGGUAGCAACACGUCCGACACGCUGAUCCUCAACACUGGAGCCCCUCAGGGGUGUGUGCUCAGUCCCCCUCCUGUACUCCCUGUUCACCCACGACUGCACAGCCAGGUACAACUCCAACAUCAUUAAGUUUUCCGACGACACAACAGUGGUAGGCCUGAUUACCGACAACGACGAGACAGUCUAUAGGGAGGAGGUCAGAGACCUGGCCGGGUGGUGCCAGAAUAACAACCUCUUCCUCAAAGUAAUCGAGACAAAGGAGAUGACUGUGGACUACAGGAAAAGGAGGGCCGAGCACGCCCCCAUUCUCAUCGACGGGGCUGCAGUGGAGCAGGUUGAGAGCUUCAAGUUCCUAAGGUGUCCACAUCACCAACAAACUAGAAUGGUCCAAACCCACCAAGACAGUCGUGAAGAGGACACGACAAAGCCUAUUCCCCCUCAGGAAACAAAAAAGAUUUGGUAUGGGUCCCCAGAUCCUCAAAUGGUUCUACAGCUGCACCAUCGAGAGCAUACUGACCGGUUGCAUCACUGCCUGAUACGGCAACUGCUCGGCCUCUGACCGCGAGGCAUUACAGAGGGUAGUGCAUACAGCCCAGUACAUCACUGGGGCCAAGCUUCCGGCCAUCCAGGACCUCUAUACCAGGCGGUGUCAGAGGAAGGCCCGAAAAAUACCCAAAGACUCCAGCCACCCAAGCCAUAGUCUGUUCUCUCUACUACCGCAUGGCAAGUGGUACCGGAGUGCCAAGUCUAGGGGAAAAAAAAGCUUCUCAACAGUUUUUACCCCCAAGACAUAAGACUUCUCAAUGGGUAAUCAAAUGGCUACCUGGACUAUCUGCAUUGUGUGCCCCCCCCCCCCAACCCCUCUUUUACACUGCUGCUACUCUCUGUUUAUCAUAUAUGCAUUGUCACUUUAACUAUACAUUCAUGUACAUACUACCUCAAUUGGCCCGACCAACCGGUGCUCCCACACAUUGGCUAUCUGCACUGUGUCCCACCACCCGCCAACCCCUCUUUUUACGCUACUGCUACUCUGUUUAUCAUAUAUGCACUGUCACUUUAACCAUAUCUACAUACUACCUCAAUCAGCCCGACUAACCGGUGUCUGUAUGUAGCCCCUCUCCUGUAUGUAGCCCCUCUCUCCUGUAUGUAGCCCCUCUCUUUACUAUUGUUUUAUUUCUUUACCUACCUAUUGUUCACCUUUUGCACUAUUGGUUAGAGCCUGUGAGUAAGCUACACUGUUGUAUUCGGUAAAUAAACUUUGAUUUGACAAUGUGUUUUGUAUAACA
Molecule: messenger RNA, 4656 nt
Organism: Oncorhynchus masou masou (cherry salmon)
Lineage: Eukaryota; Metazoa; Chordata; Actinopteri; Salmoniformes; Salmonidae
Gene: fbxo43
Product: F-box protein 43
Exons: 6
Coding region: 223-2298 (691 amino acids)
Biological process (GO): regulation of mitotic nuclear division; negative regulation of meiotic nuclear division
Cellular component (GO): nucleus
Molecular function (GO): protein binding
Source: RefSeq, a predicted model, not a curated record